This is a messenger RNA of Fusarium redolens, 676 nucleotides long. RefSeq lists its product as uncharacterized. The transcript has a single exon. The record is from RefSeq and is a predicted model, not a curated record. NCBI's taxonomy places the organism in Eukaryota, Fungi, Ascomycota, Sordariomycetes, Hypocreales, Nectriaceae. Bases 143 to 514 code for a protein of 123 amino acids.
UAUCACUCAAGACACGGGUAUAUAGUAGACUUCAAUAAGGUCGCCAUGAUGUUGCCCUCAAUCAGACGUCUUCAAACUCCAGCUUCCAACUUCUUAUGUGAUUCAGAACUAAGCAUAUUGACAAGUCCCAAUCACCUUCAUCAUGAAGUUGUCGAUCGCAUCAACCCUCCUCUUCCUCGGUCUCGCUUCAGCUCAAUAUGGCGGCCAAAUCAAGGUCAAAGACGACGGCUGUCCCCAAUUCACCGCCGGCGAAAAGUCGCAGCCUCUCAGCUGGGUAAAGGGCAACAACAUCUGUGCCGACCUUUCGGAUAUUUGCCCCGAUGGCAAAUGCUUUAUGGCAUUUCAAGCUCUUGUUACGGGAACAGACAGCAGAACGCCUGCUAAGAUGGGAGCUUGUCCUACCGACGAUUGCUCGUCGGAUUGUCAGACUUGGGACGUCGAGUCGCAGAGUAACAGCAUCAGUGUUGACUGUGCCGAGUUUACUGGGCAGCAUUACUUUUACUUGGGUGACUGAGGAAUUGGACUUCAGGUAGUUAUGAGGAACAGUAUUUGUCAAGGAAAAGCAAGCUCAGUGCGGAAAUGGGACUGAAAGCCAAUAAUUAUCAUGUUUACCAUCAAGUCUAGCAAUAAAAGCAAGCACAUGAUGUCACAAUAAUAUUUCUCGAUAGCUAUUCAA